AAGACCAGACACCUGCCGUGAAUAGUAGCUUACGAGUGUUACAAGUAGUUGCAACAAGUGUGGAGCUAUGAUAACCAUAAGAAGCAUUUGGUAGUCCUAUAAUUAACAUCCUUAACUUCAGUAGAGCUCAAUUAAAAGUAAAGUCCUGUCUUUUAUUUACAUGAUUACCUAAAAUCUUUCAUAAAUUAAUUAAAUUAAAGUAAAAGGAAAGAGAUGCAACUGCUAAUGUGACUGUGCCUCUUAGAUGCCAUAAACAACUCAUAAUUUCCACCCUUUAUAAAUUUCUUAUCAACACCUCUUUCCCACCACACAGACCCUUCAAUAAUUUGUUCUUUUUUUCCCUUUUCUCUCUCUUCCCUUUACAUUUUUCAUCAUUUUUGUGAAUGCCCACCAAGUGUUUGCUGUUUUGCCUCAGAGAAAAAAAUUCAAUCAUCCUGAAACAAAACAAGCAGAAAACUGUUGUAAUAAUCUGGUGAAAAUGGUGGCUGAAAGGCCAAAAAUUGUGAUAAUUGGAGCAGGAAUGGCAGGUAUAACAGCAGCCCAUAAGCUGUAUACAGCAUCAGGGGGAAAAGAUGCAUUUGAUUUGUGUAUAGUUGAAGGUGGGCAGAGAAUUGGGGGUAGAAUUAACACUAGAGAAUUUGGGGGUGAUAGAAUUGAGAUGGGUGCUACUUGGAUUCAUGGGAUUUGUGGGAGUCCAGUUUAUGAAAUUGCUCAAAAGAUUAAAUCUUUAGAGUCUGAGAAACCAUGGGAAUGUAUGGGUGAUUUGUUUGAGGAGAAAAGAUCAGUAACUGAGACUAGAGCUGAAGGUGGGUUUGUGGUAAAUCCUGAUAUUGUUGAUCCAAUUUCAUCACUUUUUGAUAGGUUAAUGAGUGUUGCUCAAUGCAAAGCUGAAAAGGGUGAUCUGGGUGGGAUUCAGGUGAGCAGCAUUGGUGAAUUUCUGAAGCUUGGGCUGCAGCAGUACUGGGAUUCAAAGUCCGAUAAAUCCGAAAAUAUUGAGGAGGUUAAGGUUUGUGGGAAUUGGAGCAGGAAAAUGCUGGAAGAGGCUAUUUUUGCUGUUUGUGAGAAUACCCAGAGAACAUAUACUGGUGCUGGUGAUCUGUUUAAUCUUGAUUAUGCUGCAGAAAGCGAGUACCGGAUGUUUUCUGGGGACGAGAUCACGAUCCCUCGAGGUUAUAUUACCAUUGUUGAGUACUUGGCCUCAGUUUUACCCCCUGGUAUGAUUCAAUUAGGUAGGAAAGUUGUCAAGAUUGAAUGGCUAGGAUCUGAAAAUGAUGAUCUUAGUGGUAAUAUCAGUAGUAAACCUGUGAAAUUGCAUUUUUCUGAUGGUUCAAUUAUGCAAGCAGAUCAUGUCAUUGUCACAGUUUCACUGGGUAUACUAAAAGCUGGAGUCAGUGAAGAAUCUGGUGCAGGGUUGUUUAGUCCACCACUGCCUUUUGUCAAAAAAGAAGCAAUUUUGAGACUUGGGUAUGGUGUGGUCAACAAGUUGUUCUUACAAUUAAGUCCAUCAGAAAGUCAAGAAGAUUGCAAUCUUUGUAAGAUGCCCUUCUUGAAAAUGGUGUUUCAUAGGCCAGAUUCCGAGUUUCGGCAUAAGAAAAUUCCAUGGUGGAUGAGAAAAACAUCUUCCAUUUACCCAAUUUACAACAAUUCUAGUGUGUUGAUUUCCUGGUUUGCAGGGAAAGAAGCUCUAGAGCUUGAGUCUCUCAAUGAUGAGGCCGUUAUCGAUGGUGUUUCGACAACGAUUUCGAGUUUUAUCUCAAAUCCUAAUCAAUUCCAUGAAGAAUGCAAUGGCAAUAUGGAGUUUAAGGAUUCAGAGUUUGAGUUCAGAGAAGUAUUGAAGAGCAAAUGGGGUACAGACCCCUUGUUCUUAGGGUCAUACAGUUAUGUUGCAGUGGGAUCUAGUGGUGAUGAUUUCGAUACACUGGCUCAACCAUUGCCAAGAGCCGAGAACCGUGGCUCUACGACCGGUUCGCCACCUCUACAAGUCCUCUUUGCUGGGGAAGCAACACAUAGAACCCAUUACUCCACAACACAUGGUGCUUAUUUCAGUGGUGUGAGGGAAGCUAGUAGGCUUCUUCAGCACUACCAAUUGGUCAAACAUAUUACCGACAUUCAGUAAAUUGUCCUAAAAAAUUACAACUUUGGCUAUGUUGCAACAAAAUAGAGAGAAUCAAUCUACUUCAUUGCUAUUUUCUUGUUUGAUUAUUCUAGUGGUUUAUAGAUUUUGUACAACACUAUGUUGGUUUGAACAAUUAGACAGCUUAGGUAAUCAUCUUUAAUUAUCGCCCCGGUCGGCGGGUUUGUCUCCCUCCUAUUGGACAGUUACUUCUGUUCAUUGUUACUUAGGACUCUCUAAAUUGGUAAGAGAUCAUGCAAGAUAUUAGUCAUGAAAAAGAGAGGUUGGGACAGCUUUUUUAGAUGUACUAGUAGAUGAACAAAAGAAGCUUCUUUUGAAUUUUUAUAGAUUGUUUUUGUUGCUGAGUUGAGUUACUUUAAUUUGUGCAACUUUGUGUUAUUUAGUCUCUUGCUCUUUUAUGUAUAGCUGGAUAUGAUUGUAUUUGGAGCACUGGAUUUACUUAAUGAUGAAGCAGAAACUUGCUGCACUUUAUA
Messenger RNA from Chenopodium quinoa (quinoa), 2607 nucleotides. RefSeq names its product probable polyamine oxidase 5. The coding region runs from base 479 to 2116 and encodes 545 amino acids. The transcript has a single exon. NCBI's taxonomy places the organism in Eukaryota, Viridiplantae, Streptophyta, Magnoliopsida, Caryophyllales, Amaranthaceae. The record is from RefSeq and is a predicted model, not a curated record. Gene Ontology annotation, molecular function: polyamine oxidase activity.